AUGAUUCAAGUCGAUGGCACUUUUCUAUGUGGGCUCUACAGACACAUCUUGAUGAUAAUCGUUGCACAAGAUGGAGACAAAAAUAUUUUCCUCAUUGCUUUCGCUAUUGUUAAAAAUGAAUCGGAGGAAACUUGGAAUUUCUUUCUCUCCAACUUGCGUUCCCAUGUUAUCACUCAAGAAGGGGUUUGCAUGAUCGCAGAUCGGUCGGCUGGGUUGUUAAGCACAAUUAGUGGACCCAAAAAUAGAUGGACGUCACCUCACGCAUAUCCUGCAUGUUGUAUAUGUCAUAUUGCGUCGAAUGCAAUAAAGAGGUUUAAGCAGAAAAAUAUCAAAAAGAAGAUUAUUAAUAUGGGGUAUGCUUUACUUCAACCAAACUUCCGUGCACGGCUUGAAAAUUUGAGAAGAUAUGAAGAUGAUGUGUAUGAGUUCGCAGCUGAAAUACCAAGAGAGAGAUGGUCACAAGCAUAUGAUAUUGAGGGUCGAUGUUACGACCAUAUGACUACAAACCUUGCUGAAUGUAUCAACUCAGUGCUGAAAGGGACUCGAUACCUCCCAAUAGCAAGUAUUGUUAGGGAGACUUACUUUAGGUUGGGUAAAGUAUGGGCAGACAAAAGUGCACAAAUUGAUGCCAUGAUCAGCGAUGGGAGAAAUUGGACUCCAGAUUUAGAGAAGGCAAUACAAAAGAAUUAA
Messenger RNA from Hibiscus syriacus, 690 nucleotides. RefSeq lists its product as uncharacterized. NCBI's taxonomy places the organism in Eukaryota, Viridiplantae, Streptophyta, Magnoliopsida, Malvales, Malvaceae. The transcript is spliced from 2 exons. The record is from RefSeq and is a predicted model, not a curated record. The coding region runs from base 1 to 690 and encodes 229 amino acids.